AAUUCUAGUUUUCCUACGAUAUUUAAGCUCUGUCUAUUUUUUCCUUUCUUUCUUCUUUUUUUUUCUUCAGUCUUUAUAGUAAGAUUGUUUAUAAAAUAAAUUGUCAUUGUUUCUUCAAACUUCCAAAUACAUUAAUUUUUUUUACCUUACACUUGGUAUAACGGCAAACAUUGACUUUGAUAAGCCCUUCAGAGGAAAAAUAUAUUCUGUAGAUUAUUCGACAAUACAUGAAUGUAUCUAUCAUAACACAGUGGAAAUGCAGUCAAUCUUAUUUCGAAUUCCGAUUCGUCACUGUGGCACCAAAAUCACCAGGAACUCUCAAAAUAUCAUCGACUCAAUAGAAAAUAAAAUAUAUGUACAAAUGGAUAAAGAAACGCGAAGUGUUUGCGACCGUCAGUACAGUCUCAUGUGUCAAUUAAGACCGGGAUCUGAUUUUGAGACCGGCAGUUACAUACCUCGUUCAUAUGAAGGCAUUAGUACUGGAACCGACCGAAAAAGACGCGAACUGUUUCAAAGAAAAAAUGGCAUGCAAAGAAUCUUAAAAAUUGUGAAUAUAAAUCUUCUGAUGCGAUACUCUGUAGACCAUUACCCAAAAGCGGUUUCCACAGCGAGCCUUUUUCUCGGCUACUUCUUUUAUGUGCUUUCAAUAACAGAAAUUUUUAACUUGUCGGAAAGUAGAAAAAUAAGCAAAAAAAAGUUUUCCAACUUUGCAGUGUAG
Messenger RNA from Enterobius vermicularis (human pinworm), 718 nucleotides. Lineage: Eukaryota; Metazoa; Nematoda; Chromadorea; Rhabditida; Oxyuridae. The record is from the annotation of a GenBank genome assembly.